AUGAGCCUCGUGGAUCUCCUGUCUGUCGGCAGGAAUGCAGGGGCCCGGGCCCUGGGCUGGCCUGUGUUCCUGUGCCCUGCGCCGUGCCCCCGUGCCCUGGGACUCUGCCUGCUGCCGGCACAUCCAGGCCACAGCAAGCUCCACGGGAAUCCAGGCCGGGAGACGUGGCAUCCUGCAAGGGGUGCCUGGGGUGUGGGCACCCUGGCCCCUGUGCCGGCAACUGUGCAUAGGAUCCAGCGUUUCCUCUUGGAUGAAGGUGCAGGUGCUGCGAGUGUGGAGCUGGCGGCACGGCGAGGGCUGGCAGUGCCCCGCCGCCAGGGUGAGGCCGUGGGCAUCGCCCUCCUGCUGGAUCAGGCCCAGAGGGCCCUCCCUGCACCGGGCGCUGGAGGCCAGGAGCUGCCCACGGCUGGCCGUGUCCUCCACCAGGCACAGCAGACCAGGGAAGGUACCGCCAGGGCCCAGGGCCGAGCGCAGGGCGUUCAGGGGGUGCUGGCUGAGGCGGGAGCUCACACCAGGGCUGCAGAGCAAGGGCUGCAGGCGGCCAGACGGACACUUGGAGGCCCGGAGGCCAGUGUACAAAAGGUGGCGGGGCGCCUGGCCCAGAUGAUACUGGCAGCGGAUGUGACCCCGGACCCGGGGCUUCUGUCCAGUGCAGCUGUGGCUCUCAGGACCCGUGUGGCCCUGUGCCAGCAGCAGGCCCAGGAGGCAGAAGAGCAGGCAGCACAUGCCCUGGGCUUGGCUGGGGGCCUGGGCAAGGUGAGACGGGAGCAGUGGACAUUGGGGUCGGGGGGGUCAGGUCUGGCCCUGCUCCAGGAGCUGCAGGCGGCCCGGGCAGGUGUGGUGGAGUUGCAGGAGGGCAGGCGCAGCCGGCUGGCCACAGUGCGGGACGCAGCGGAGAGGGUGCAGCGGACACGCCGAGGCCCAGGAGCUGCUGAGAGCCGGGCAGAGCGGGAGACUAGGGCCAGCGCCCCUGGCUCAGGGGACCCGUCCCCGGGGCUGGAGCGCCGCCUGGUGCAGAAUGAGCAGACCCUGGGCAAGAGGGUGGCCACGCUGUGGGCCCUGGGGCGGCGGGCAGCAGCACUGCUGGGGCACCUGCGGCUGCCGGCCACCGCCCACGCCACCUGCUGA
Molecule: messenger RNA, 1128 nt
Organism: Myotis daubentonii (Daubenton's bat)
Lineage: Eukaryota; Metazoa; Chordata; Mammalia; Chiroptera; Vespertilionidae
Exons: 7
Coding region: 1-1128 (375 amino acids)
Source: RefSeq, a predicted model, not a curated record